Molecule: messenger RNA, 1800 nt
Organism: Arachis stenosperma
Lineage: Eukaryota; Viridiplantae; Streptophyta; Magnoliopsida; Fabales; Fabaceae
Product: disease resistance protein RPV1-like
Exons: 4
Coding region: 1-1800 (599 amino acids)
Biological process (GO): defense response
Molecular function (GO): ADP binding
Source: RefSeq, a predicted model, not a curated record
AUGCCUGAUGGAAUAACCAAUUUUGCCAAAAGAAGACUUAGUCGAAAGGCAAUUCUUCUUGUUCUUGAUGAUGUCAAUGAUCCAGACCAAUUGCAAGAUUUAUGUGGAAGAGGGUUUGAGUGGUUUGGACCAACUACUAGAAUUAUAGUAACAACUAGGGAUAAGCAUGUAUUACUUGUUAAACAAGUUGAUCACAUACAUGAGGUUAAGCCAUUGAAUGACGAUGAAUCUCUCAAGCUUUUUAAUUUGAAUGCCUUCAAACAAAACUAUGACAUUGAAAGAGACCAAGAUCAUGCUGAGCUGGCCAUGAAGCUGGUUAAUUAUGCUAAUGGCAUUCCAUUGGCUUUGAAAGUUUUGGGCUCCUCUCUUCAUGGAAGAAGCAAAGAAGAGUGGGAAAGUCAACUCUCUAAACUCGAGAAAAUGCCUCACGUAAAAAUUCAGAAUAUAUUGAGAGUGAGUUACAAUGAGUUGGAUCGUCAUGAUCAAAAUAUUUUUUUGUACAUUGCAUGUUUCUUUGAAACAGAUAAUGCAGAACAGAUAAAAUGUCUACUUGAUUCUUGUGGAUAUUCAACAGCUAUCGGGUUGAGAAAUCUUCAUGAUAAAGCUCUUAUUUCCAUUGCACCAAAAAGUAUGGCAAUGCAUGAUUUGAUUCGUGACAUGGGCCGCGAAGUUGUUCGCGAAGAAUCUCCGAAUAAUCCUGGAAAUCGUAGUAGAUUAUGGGAUCCCAUUGACAUCUAUGAAGUAUUGAAAUAUAACAGGGGAACUGAAACUGUUGAAAGCAUAACAUUCGACAUGAAAAACAUCGACAUGUAUUUGAGUUUGCAUCCCCGGGCAUUUGCAAGAAUGUACAAGUUGAAGUUUUUGAGAAUCAACGAGUUGAGACUUUUGGAAUGGAAUGCGUGUCCUUUGAAAUCUUUGCCAUCAUCUUUUUGUGCUGAAAACCUUGUUAAACUUAUGAUGAUGGAUAGCGGGUUAGAAAAGCUUUGGGAUGAUGUCAGGAAGCUAAUGGAGCUGCCGGAUUUAUCUAGAGCCUUAAAGCUUCAAGUAUUAAACAUUUAUGAGUGUGUGAGUCUGCGCCAAGUUCCCUCAUCUAUUGCAUCAUGCCACAAUCUACUUGAGCUCAACUUAAGUAGAUGUUACGAACUUGGCAGUUUCCAUCACUGCAUCUAUCUAGAAUCUCUCAAAAUACUCUUCCUUGACAGCUGCAUAAAUCUCAGAGAGUUCUCAUUAUUAUUGCCCACUGACAGUGACACAUUGCCAGCCACAGCCACAGCCGCAAUGGCACUUGAAAAUAUAAGUUUGGUUGAUUGUUGUAAUCUUUCUCUGCUGCCACACAACAUAGGCAUGCUCUCAUCAUUGAAGUACUUGUCACUUUGUCGGAGCAACAUAACUUGCUUGCCCGAAAGCAUCAAGCAUCUGUCACUGCUCAAAUCACUCAACUUGAGGGGUUGUGAGAUGCUUCAGUCCUUGCCGGAACUUCCAUCUUCUAUUGCAGAAUUAGAUGUUAUUGACUGCACCUCAUUAGAGACUACUACUCCAUCUACAUUUGCCUACUCCGACGAGCAGAUUGAGACCGAAAUCUUUGCUUUUGCCAACUGCAUAAAGUUAGACCAUCUUACAAAGAAAGGGAUUGUGGAAGAUGCGUGUAUGAGAAUAAAGAGAGCAGCGAAUACUUGUCUAGCAGCAAUAAAAGAGAACGAGGACGAUGAUAGAAGAGCAUUACUUGUUAAUCCACACUAUCACUACAAGGUUCAGGGUUGCUUGCGAGAGAACGAGAUUGAGAACGAGGAUGGAAGAUAA